This is a messenger RNA of Ricinus communis (castor bean), 2458 nucleotides long. RefSeq lists its product as uncharacterized. NCBI's taxonomy places the organism in Eukaryota, Viridiplantae, Streptophyta, Magnoliopsida, Malpighiales, Euphorbiaceae. The transcript has 12 exons. The record is from RefSeq and is a predicted model, not a curated record. Bases 357 to 1520 code for a protein of 387 amino acids.
UAUAUAAAUAUUUGGACAUGAAAAGAUCUUAAUCCUAAAGUCGAACAAUUAGGUUUGAUUUAUAAAUUUUUAAACAAAUAACUAAUUGAAAAAACUAUUAGUUUGAUUAGUUAAGAACUAAUGACCAAAAAAAAUCCUAGAAAAAAGAAAGAAAAAAGAUAAAACCAGUAAGAACUGGUUGAAAAACAAAAAUUUAAGAAGACGACUUGUAAUCUUAGGAGGGAAUGGAGGGGUUUUUCACUUUUUAUUAGGCCUUAGAUUGAAAUGUAACUUAAAGGCGAAGGAUUCUCAUGUAAUUAACCCUAAAUAUAAAUAUUAGAGAAUUUUGAAAAUCAGUUAAAAACAAAAGAAAAAAAAUGGAGCAACUGAGAAACCGGAUAGAAGAAAUAGUGAAGUACACUCUCAACUCUCACAUUAAUCAAACCCUAGGAUUCGAUUUAUCCCUCUCGAAAGAAUUCUGCUCUAAUCUUCUUAGAGCCGAUCCAAACGAUACCGUUUCCCUCCCUCCUAACAGUACCUCUGGUUCUUUUGAAGGAGUUCCUGAAUAUCCCUUAUUCAGACGUCUAGGUUCGGCUUUGUACCAAUGCAUAAUUUCCAGGUCGUUCUGUAAGACUUAUGAUACAAUAGAAUUCAUCAAUGAAGAUAAUUCUUUAAAGCAGAAAGAAGAGCAAUGGAAUAAGUUAAUUCUAGAAAAAGGAUCUGAACUUAUGAAUGUGUUGAUGGCUACAUUUCAUGAGCUUCAUGUUCAGGAGCCUUUCUUCUCACUCUUAAAAGAUGGUCUUAAAACAAUUGAAGGAAGGUGUGCCGACGAUAAUUACAGUAGAAUUGAGCCAGGAGCUUUGCUUCUUAUAAACAAAAGCGUAGUGCUUGAAGUGAAGGAUGUUCGUCGGUAUCCUUCAUUUUUGAAGAUGUUGGAAGCAGAGAGCCUUUCAAAAGUCCUUCCUGGGGUUAAAACUAUUGAAGAAGGUGUAGAAGUCUACAGGAAGUUUUACACGGAGGAGAAGGAAAUGUCCAAUGGUGUCCUUGCUAUAUGCGUGUCAAAAUCCCCUUACCAGCCAUACCUGUCUUUGGCUAGAAUGCUGUCUGGACUUGGUUACACUGGCAUCCAAAGUCUUCUGGGAAUUGCACAUACUGUUGGAACAAUUUCUGAUGCCCUGCCUCCAUCAAGAUCAACUCUUCUUUCAUCCUUUACCUUGCCAUAUAGGCCAAAUGUCAAAGGUAGUGCCUUGACGCAUGGAGCGAGGGCCUUGGCAAAGCAUUCUGAAAGGUGUAGCAUUAAAUAUUGGGGUAUUCUAGAUGGAAGCAAUUCCAAUAAAAAUAUGCUUGCCCUGAAUGUCAUCAAUCGCUUAAUAGCUUCUUGUCGCUGGUCAAAUGUGCAUAUUGUUCCACAACAUGGGGCUGUCUUUGAGAUAAGGGUAGCUGAUGGUUAUGGAGCACGGUGGUCUGAGGAUGGAACUCAGUUCAUUGGAUUUCUUGAGCCACACUUUGAAGAUGGUUAUGAAAAGGGAUGGAAGCAUUAAGUUGCUUGGUGGCGAUAUUCUGACUGCCUCCCUAGAUCUAUAUGGGUCAUGAAUAUGGGACACAUGAAUCACACAACACACAGAAACUUUGGCUAAUCAUUGGUGAAAGAAGGGGAAAAAUGGGGUGGCAGUUAAUUAUAUGCCAAUGAUUGGACAUAUUCCCAAGUGUUGGUACAGUGUCAGUGUGACAUGUUGGUUUAAUGUCAGUGUGACAGUGCUCAUUAUGGAUUGGGUUCUAUGAGGAAGUGUCCAAGCUACACUGGCGAAAUGCCACUAGCAGGAAUACCUGCAAAGACUAGUCACCACAUUGUCUGCCACUGCCUUUAUGUUCUAUCUUUUAUUAGCUCGACAGUUUUUACCAAUACGACACCUACACAUUAGAGUUAUCACCAGUUUCUACAGGUUUAUGGUAUUUUCUAUUCCAACAACAGCUAUUUCCAUAUGUUGGUCACUUAAAUCUCUGAAUUUUGUUUUAUGGUCAAGAGCCUUAUUAUGAUGAAUUGGAAGUGCAUUCAGGAACCCCUUCUUGUUCAAUGAAACUGGGGAUGCCUCGAAAAGUCUGCUGUCCUUUUGUUAGUUUUAACAAUGAGAGGAGAGUCAUCUUCUCAUGUGAAGCAUGACAAAGGGACAGAUGGUGUUAAAUAUGUUAAUAUGAAUUGGAUUUGGCGGUGCAUACUGGACCUGGUAUUAUUACUAGAUGACUACAGUCAGGUUCGUAGCAAUGCUAUGUCAGGUUUGAGAUUAUGUUUCACAGCUUUCUCAUAGUGGGAGAGGAAAUAAACUCCAUAGGGUUAAGUAGUGGGGUUGGUCUUGAAGGUUUUCAUGUCAGAUUCAGAUAUUGAGAAACAUGCCAUAUCCUCCUUGUAUCAAUUGAUGUUUGCAUGGAUGAGCUACAGGAAAACGUGAAUUAGAGUGAACUGACAGAUUACAAGUUUCCU